AUGAAAGUAAGACAUUUACAUCAUGGUGAUGGUACUCAAGAAGCAUUUUAUUGUUCAAAUAAAGUACUGACUGUUUCAUUUCAUAAAUAUGAACAUGGUUUUUAUCCUGGUACUGGAUCAUUAGAUGAAAUAGGUGAGGCAUGGGGUAAAGGUUACAAUAUCAAUGUGCCACUAUUAUCCGGUAUUACUGAUGAUAUGUAUUUGUCUAUAUUUUCAAAAUUAUUACUUUCAAUUAAUCAAUCAUUUUCACCUGAUGUUUAUGUGAUUCAAUGUGGUGGUGAUACGCUGUUCAAUGACCCAUUUCAAGCAUUUAAUUUAACAACUCAAGGUUUAGCAGAAUGUAUUAAACAAAUUAUUGAGUUAAAUAAAUUUUUACUUUUUUUGGGUGGUGGCGGUUACAAUUUACCAGAUACAGCUCGUUUAUGGACAACAUUAACAAAUGUUGCUCUUGGAAAUGAAAAAGUAGAUAACGAUAUACCUGAACAUGAUUAUUUUCCUCUAUAUGGACCUGAUUUUACAUUAGAUACAUGGCCUGGUAAUCGUAAAAAUAAAAAUACUGAUUCAUCUAUAAAUCAAAUCUACGAUUAUAUUCAACAGAAUCAUAUGGAGACAUAUAUUAAAGCUCAGAUAAGAAGUUAG
Molecule: messenger RNA, 639 nt
Organism: Didymodactylos carnosus
Lineage: Eukaryota; Metazoa; Rotifera; Eurotatoria; Philodinida; Philodinidae
Source: the annotation of a GenBank genome assembly